ACUCUGUGUGGUUUGGAUCAAGAGGCGGCGUUCGGUCCGGAUAAGAAGAGAACAUGGAAACCGCCGAUUAUCGCUGGCGAAAACAAAAUUGUACCUACGAAUGAUCCCAACUAUCAGACUUUGGGAGGAUUGAAUAACGAUCUCAUGUUCGGACCGGACAAGAAGAAGGGCCUUCCGCCGAUCAGACCAGGAGAGCAAAAAAUCGUCGGCACUUUCGAUCCGAAUUAUCAGACUUUGGCUGGUCUCAAUAACGACGAUGUGUUCGUUGAGAAGAAGAAACCAGCACCGAAUUUC
Messenger RNA from Anisakis simplex (herring worm), 294 nucleotides. NCBI's taxonomy places the organism in Eukaryota, Metazoa, Nematoda, Chromadorea, Rhabditida, Anisakidae. The record is from the annotation of a GenBank genome assembly.